This is a messenger RNA of Dendronephthya gigantea, 2288 nucleotides long. RefSeq names its product proton channel OtopLc-like. Gene Ontology annotation, molecular function: proton channel activity. Gene Ontology annotation, cellular component: membrane. The record is from RefSeq and is a predicted model, not a curated record. Gene Ontology annotation, biological process: proton transmembrane transport. The transcript has a single exon. Lineage: Eukaryota; Metazoa; Cnidaria; Anthozoa; Malacalcyonacea; Nephtheidae. Bases 294 to 1961 code for a protein of 555 amino acids.
CUCAAGCUAUAAUUGACAGUAUAAAGUACCAAGCCAGCGCACGUGAGAUAUGGAUUAGGGUUAUUGACGCGAUUUGUUUUUAGUUUUAGUGGGAAAAUAAGCGGAAGUAUAGACAUUGAAUCACGAAUUGUUACACUUUCCAAGAACAUUCCAGAUGGGCAUUUUGCCGUGUUUCCGAAGACCGGAAUAGGACUAAGUCUCUGUCAACCAUCAUACAAGGCAAUUCCGGCAACCAUACUUAUUUCAAGAAUAUAGCAAGCUAUAAAACAAUUCAACCAAAAGCCGCACCAACCAUGUCGUCGUCUUUAUUGGGCUCAGAUAGUUCUGGUUUAAGUUAUACCAAUGAACGACCUGUCACUCCUUCAGAAAACAUAAUAUGCGAGAAAUGGUACUACACAUUACUAUCAUCUUUUCAUUAUAAAUGGCAGCAUAUUAAAGACUUAUACGCUGGUUCGUGGAGAGAAUUUCUUGGCAAGAAACUUGAAGCAAUUUUACGAUGUUUUUGUCUGCCGUGCUCAGGAUUAACACACGCACUUCAUGGUCGUCGCCAGUAUAACAAAUAUCAAACAGGAAUAAUGUAUCUUUAUUUUUACCUUUGCUCUUCCGUCGUCCUCAAUUUGGUUGUAGCGUUGAAGAAUGUUCAUUUGCCAAUGGCUGAAAACAUUCAAAAAAUAUUUGUAAUUCUAAGUAUGAUCGUCGCGAUUGUUCUAAUGUCGUAUUUGUACGAAGCAGGGACAAAUUCCAGCUCCGUUCAAACCCGGGGUACACUAUUGCGUCUAUUCUACGAAGGUGGUUUGAGUGUCUUCGGCAUUUCCACUUUUGGUUACAGCUUGUGUAUUGCGAUAGACAAUCUUUCAUGCGGCAAAAUGCUAGAUUCAGUUGUCGCAGCAAUGAAAGCAAUGUUUACCUUGUCACAGAUACCAUUUCUUCAUCAUUUUUAUGAAGCAAGAAUUCCAGAAAACACGCCGUUCAUUCAAAUCACCCUGGCUCAUCUUCUAGGAACAAAUUUGGCGCUCUGGUUUUGGGCUUUGUGUUCAGAACAGGCUGAAGAGAUGUUAAAAGAGUGUAAGAAUUAUCCCAUCAAGCUAGGAAACUCAGAACACUAUUUUAGCCCGUUUUUCGUAGAAUAUUUGUUGCUUGCUGCUAGUUUAUUUUAUCAAAUAUGGAGUAAUUUAUACACAAGAGAGGCGGGUGCUUGGUUACAACGUCACUGUCGUUCAUGCCACUGUCAAAUACCUGACGCUCUUCCAUCAGAAGACGUCGAAAAUACAAACGACUUUAAUGAUGUAACGAUUGAAGAAUCAAGAUGGAGAUCAGGAAAGGGUUGUUUUCUGGGUAGUUGCUUCGCUGUCUUUUUUAUUAUUUUGGUUUUAAUGGCGACUGACGCAAACCAUCAAAGCUAUCAUAUAGUGUAUUCAUUUGGGAUUUUCGUUCUCUACUUAACGCAAAUCCUGGCGUGUUUAAUCUCUAAACUAUCCUUACAAUCACACCAACGUGAGUCCGAACGCAGUUCAGUAGAUCAUGAAGAUCUUCUGCUGUACUUUUCUCUGACAGGUAUUCUACUGUGGCAUGCCUUUCACGUUUAUAGCUUACUAUUAAAUAGCGAUGAUUCAAGAUUUAUUGACAUUCCAAAAGAUCUACUGGGAAUGCUGCAACAUCUUAUUCAAACAGCCACCUUAAUAGACCUUCGCAGAUACAAAGCUCAACCUGUUCAAAACGCUGGUCACUCAUCAGCAUGGAUUUGUCACUGCGUCUUGUUUCUAAUGACAACUAAUCUUAUUUUAUGGGCAGAAUCAUCUUUUUUCUUAAAGGUUGACAUCACAACACCUGGGGAAACAUAUAUAAAAAUGCAACAUGAGUUGAAAACUAUUGGAUAUAUUAUUUAUCCAUUGAGUAUCUUUUUUAGAUUUCAUUCUUCUGUAUGCUGCCUAAUCGCAUGGGAUAUUUUUAGGGUCAAAUAAUUUAAUUAUUUUAAUUACGCCACAAGCAUUUCAAGAAUUACCUCUUUAGAAGAUGAUUUUACUCAUUUCGAAAUCUUUCCUGCUUUCUUUUCGACCUCAAUUUCUUCUCUUUUAAUCGGCGUUCAUUAUCAGAUUUCAUUCUAAAAAGAAAGGUUGAUCAUGAAAUAUUUAAUCAAGACAAUGCAAAUUCUGUAUGUUAUCUCUCUUAAUUUGCACAUUUCAAUUACUUUAACAAUUCAAACAAUUACCCACAUACAAUUCAUUAAUCUUUGCUUUCUUUUCUUCAGAUGUUUCACUUGGAAUAAUCGAGACAUUUUUUAAUAUUUC